Molecule: messenger RNA, 609 nt
Organism: Papaver somniferum (opium poppy)
Lineage: Eukaryota; Viridiplantae; Streptophyta; Magnoliopsida; Ranunculales; Papaveraceae
Product: tobamovirus multiplication protein 2A-like
Exons: 5
Coding region: 1-609 (202 amino acids)
Source: RefSeq, a predicted model, not a curated record
AUGGCUAAGAGACAAUUCUUUGAGUUUAUUCUGAAGAUUUUGAACUUAUUGCUACUACUUUGUGGUCUUGCCUUGGUGGGUUUCGGAACAUUUGAUCUGGUAAAAUGGAUUUUAAUUCAUUCAGAUAACAUGAAGCACAACAUCUUAUCAGCAUGGUUUCUGAUCUUUCUCAUCGCAUUUGGCACAAUCCUCUUUGCCAUCUCUUGUUCAGGAUGUUACACUUUGUUAAUGGCGAUACUAAUAUUAUCCGAGAUUGGUCUUGGAGCUUUUGUAGCCUAUGAUCGCAGAUGGAAAGAGAGGAUACCGAAGGAUAAAACUGGGAAACUUAACUCAGGCUAUGCUUUCAUAGAAUCAUACUGGAAAAUAUUUAGAUGGGUUGCUCUUGGAGCAGUCAUUUUAGAGGUAUUAGCUCUACUGUUAUCUAUCGUUGUGCAAUUGUCCAGAACUCGGGCGUUUUACGAUAGCAGUGACGAAGAGUUUGACAGGUAUCAGCAGUUCCAAAGAAUGGUUCCUCCAAGGCAGGUUUACCCUGCCAGCAGAACACCUUCACCAACUAUUGGCAACAACCAGAAACAACCUGCAGUUCAAUUGGGCAGGGCUGCAGUAUGA